Molecule: messenger RNA, 996 nt
Organism: Plasmodium yoelii
Lineage: Eukaryota; Apicomplexa; Aconoidasida; Haemosporida; Plasmodiidae
Product: conserved Plasmodium protein, unknown function
Exons: 1
Coding region: 1-996 (331 amino acids)
Source: RefSeq, a predicted model, not a curated record
AUGGGAUUCUUAACAAAUGAUGAAAAUAAAAGUGAAAUAAUUAAAAGUAGUGAAGAUCUUGAGAUAUCGAGAAAAAUAAAUGAUAUAUAUUUGAAUAAGCAUAAUAAUGAUGGGGAAAUAACAAGUUGUGAUAAUAAUUCAAGUUAUUAUCAAAAUGGAAAAAUACAAAAAGAUAUUAAUAAAAUAACAGAUAUUUUAUCGGAUAAAAAUUAUGUUAGUGAAACGGGUAGUGAAGAUGUUUCUAAAAUUGAAACCACAUCUAAUGACCUACUUUAUAAUGUAAAAGACAAGCUAAACUGUAUAAUAAAUGGUAAUAAUAAUGAUAAUAAUAAUGAUAAUGGUAAUGAUAAUGAUAAUGAUAAUAAUAAUGGUCAUAAUAAUGAUGAUAAUAUAAUCCCGAAUCAACAUGAAACUGAUUCUGGGGAAAUAAAUAUAUCGAUCAAUUCUAUAUUUGAUAAGCAAAGUGAAAACAUAUAUUCUACCAAUAUUGUUUCUGCUAUUGAUGAUGCGAAUAUGGAAACACCAAAAGAUAGUAAUACAAACGAAGAUGGGGAGGGCCUCGUAAAUAGCAAACUGAGUGAAGCGGACCCAACUAGCAACAGUGGCGAUAAUAACGAUAAUAACGAUAACACAGAUGAUAAUGGUAAUGAUAAUGGCAAUGAUAAUGGCAAUGAUAAUGGCAAUGAUAAUGGUAAUGAUAAUGGCAAUGGCAACAAUGCAAUAAACAAGAGGCUUAACAAAAAUAUGAAAAUAUUUCGAGCAGCCCCAUAUAAUACGAACGAAUAUAUUUACUCAAUUAAAAAAAAAAUAAAAAAAAAGUUCACAGAAAAUGAUUAUUUAUUUUGUACAAUUAAUAAAUUUUUAAGAGAUGGACUGAAAAAUGAAUGCAUUCCUUUAUUUGAAAGAUUGCAACAAAAUUUAUUUUUUUUAGUAUCGCUUGCUAAUAUUUCGCAUGGCAAUUUAGACGAACAUGAAGACAGCACAUCUGAUUAUUAA